GUGUGAGUAGGUAGCGCAGAACUCGGAGUGACGAGGCAAGACGAAGGUGGAACAGAUGUGUCCUCUCGUAGACAAAUAGUGUUUUUUUAGCUACUUUUAUAUGUGAUCCUGUAAACAAACAAUAUAUAAAAAUGACUUGUUCUGCAGUUACUUUAUCCAUCGCUACCAUUGCUGCAGUUGUUGCUGUGUCCUGUUUAGCUAUAGCGUUUGGUACAGAUAAUUGGUACGAAAUUCGUGUAAAUAGAAACAGAACGAAAGAAAGAAUUGGAGAUAAUAAGGAAUAUUUAGAAGAUUUCGAAACUGAUCCCAUCUAUUUUGACCGUGAUGAGGGUCUUUUUAGAGUGUGUUUCCCCAAUGGAAAACCUAAGAGAGUUCCCACCUAUAUGUCACCUGUCCAAACAGAAUGCAUCAAUGUAAACUAUCACAUACCCGAAGGACAAGAAACGAAGGAUUUCGACCAGAACCAAUGGACUCGUUUACAUAUGUCAAGAUCUACCGUAGGUUUAUUUAUAGUGGGAUUCUUUUUUAUUUUUCUUUCCUUUUUUACUGGAGUCACUGGUUGUUGGAAAAGAUCGCAUGCAACUAUAGUAGCAACAGGCCUCUUACAAUUAAUGGCAGCUUUAGUAACUGCUGGAGCAAUGGGCUUAUGGCAUGGAGUACAACACUACGAAUACGUGAAAAGAAACGAUCGUGAUUCGUUCUCACGAUGGCCAGAAUUCCUGAAAAGUCGAAGCGUUACAGAAUUUUAUUACGGUUGGUCGUACAUACUUGCAUGGAUAGGUGUAGGAAUGACUCUGAUGACUUCGAUUUUAUUUUUAUCUGCUGCUAGAUGUUUACGACACGAGAAAGACGAAGAACAAGCUAAAAACAUGCAAUACUUGAUGCCUGUAUACCCCGAUAAACGUCAACCAUACGGUUACGGAUAUGGAUAUCCUGGACCUUAUUAUUAUCACGGAUCACAAUAUGGUCCAUAUUCUUAUUGAAAGAUGAAUUACGGAUCUUAAUACGAAAUAUAUAUGAAUCUCAUAAGCAAAAUAGAAUAUAAAAAUUGCACUUCGUAUAAAUAAAAAAUAUUUUUUAAAGUACAAAAUGCAAUUUUUUCAUAUCAUUUUUUCUUUAAAUUAAACAAAACAAGAGGAUGUUUAUGUAAAUUAAAUUCAUAAUAGUUUACAAUUGAGAUGUAUAUAAAUUAUAGUAACUGUAUAAGUACUAACAUUUAAGUGUAUUUAUUUUAUUGUAUGCAAGACUAUUAUGAAUUUUCUCAUGUUUUUAAAUUGUAGACCUCCCCAUUUAAUAACGUAAAUCAAUAUAUAAAAAUAUA
Molecule: messenger RNA, 1321 nt
Organism: Centruroides sculpturatus (bark scorpion)
Lineage: Eukaryota; Metazoa; Arthropoda; Arachnida; Scorpiones; Buthidae
Product: transmembrane protein 114-like
Exons: 5
Coding region: 132-983 (283 amino acids)
Cellular component (GO): membrane
Source: RefSeq, a predicted model, not a curated record